Molecule: messenger RNA, 893 nt
Organism: Aspergillus candidus
Lineage: Eukaryota; Fungi; Ascomycota; Eurotiomycetes; Eurotiales; Aspergillaceae
Product: SDR family NAD(P)-dependent oxidoreductase
Exons: 10
Coding region: 70-831 (253 amino acids)
Molecular function (GO): oxidoreductase activity
Source: RefSeq, a predicted model, not a curated record
CCCCUCUUCUUCUCGGAUUCUCGUAUUCAUUUGAUUGUUAAUUUAUUUAUUGACUAAAUCAAUCACACCAUGUCUUACUCCCUCAAGAACCGUAACGCCCUGAUCACCGGCGGAUCCCGAGGACUGGGAGCCGUCGUGGCGCGCAAGUACGCCGCCGAAGGCUGCAAUGUCGCGAUCAAUUAUGUCUCGAGCAAGGAUGCCGCCGAGGAGCUUGUGGCGGACGUUCGCGAGCAGUAUGGGGUGAAGGCGAUUGCUAUUCAGGGGGACGCGAGCCGUCAAGCAGACUGCGCCAAUGCGGUCAAAACUACGAUUGAACAGUUGGGAGGAAUCGAUAUCAUUGUCUCGAAUGCCGGUUGGACGAAAAUCACCAAAUUCGGAGACCUGGACGCGACGGACGAUGAGGAUUGGGAUAGGUGCUGGUCGACGAAUGUCAAGGGAAAUAUGUACCUCUUCAAGGCCGCCUUGCCGACAUUCAACGCGAACCCCGACGGCGGUGUUUUCCUCAUGACGUCGUCCAUUGCGGCAGUUUCGUCGACCGGGAGUAGUAUGCCGUACGCGGUGACCAAGGCUGCCGGUCUACAUCUGAUGAAGUGUCUGGCGCAGACGCAGGGCAGUAAGGUCCGGAUCAACGCAGUCCUCCCUGGUCUUUUGCUCACCGAAUGGGGCCAACGGUUUCCCCCGGAGAUCACGCAGGCCUAUAAAGACAGGGCCGCCCUCCAGUCGGUGCCGGAAUUGGAGGACACGGCCAACGCAUAUGUCAUGCUGGCGCAGAACCAGUCCAUGACGGGACAGGCGUUGCAAGUCGAUUCUGGGUUUUGCAUCAGGUUCUGAGCAACUGAGUUCGGUGCGAAAUGACGCCAUAUUGAUUGCAGACCACGCCCCCACUCGCCCAC